GGAGCGAGAUCGGUCUGCGCCACUAUGCCUGGCAGUGAAUCAAUGGAUUUAUGAAAAGGAAGAAAGUAGCUGAGGGGAGUGUGAGACUUCUACAGUGUGAGAAUAGGGAAUGAAUAAUGGGAAGCAAGGAAAUGGUAGAAUCAGUGCUUCACGUCAGUUCACUUGAAGGUGAUACCUCAACCAAGGGACUGGUCACUAAACUUGGAAGCAACACCACUGAAUCAAAGUUCAUCACUGCUUUCACUUUUUCUAAGUGUGCAGAGUACAAUCCCAAAUAUGAGGGAGGCUGUGAUCAUCUGCUUCCUCCUGGCCACAAUGCUCACAGAGUCAGCUUGCUGGAAACAGUCCACAGUUCAACCAAAUGGAGAAACAAUGGCAAGUCUGCCCCCGUUACUGACUGAGUCACGGACCACAAUAAUGUCAGCACAAUAUAAGUGCUACUUAAAAAUCAUCAGAGACCCGCCAUAUGAAACAAAAGGGUCCUACUGCAACCGUACCUGGGAUGGAUGGCUGUGUUGGGAGGACGCUCCUGCCAAGUCAACCUCUGUGCAGCAUUGCCCUAACUACUUCCAGGACUUUGAUUACACGGAAAAGGUAACCAAGAUUUGCACUGAGAAAGGAAGGUGGUUCCAACACCCAAUGAGCAACCGGACAUGGACAAACUACACCCAGUGUACAGCGUACACCGAGGGGAAGCAGACGACGGCAUUGAACCUCUAUUACGUGGCCAUCACAGGACAUGGGAUCUCCAUCACUUGCUUAUUGGUUUCUCUUUGCAUUUUCUUCCACUUCAAGAGUCUCAGCUGCCAGAGAAUCUCACUGCACAAAAGCCUCUUUGUAUCGUACAUCCUCAACUCCAUAGUCACCAUCAUUUGGCUGUCAGCUGUGGCAAACAACAAGGAACUGGUGGAAAGGAACCCUGUUGGCUGUAAGAUAUUGCUCUUCAUUCACUUGUACUUGAUUGGAUGCAAUUACUUCUGGAUGCUGUGUGAAGGGGUCUACCUGCACACUCUCAUCAUCGUGGCUGCGUUUGUGGAGGAGCAAAAAUUAUUCUGGUACUACGUACUUGGAUGGGGGUUCCCACUGAUUCCAGCCAUUAUACAUGCAGUUGCCAGGAGCAUGUACUACAAUGACAAUUGCUGGAUGAGUUCCGACACUGUUCUUCUGUACAUCAUCCACGGCCCAAUCUGUGCUGCGCUACUGGUCAACCUGUUAUUUCUGCUGAACAUUGUUCGCGUUCUUAUCACCAAGCUGAAGGUCACCCAUCAGAUGCAAUCUAAAGUCUACAUGAAGGUUGUUCGAGCCACACUCAUCCUUGUGCCGCUCAUGGGGAUUCAGUUUAUUCUGAUUCCAUCUAGACCUGAAGGACAACUGAUUAGGAAGAUUUAUGACCAUGUGAUGCACAUUUCUGCACACUAUCAGGGUUUACUGGUGACAUUGAUAUUCUGCUUCUUUAAUGGAGAGGUACAAAUUGCGCUGAAGAAGCACUGGUCAAAGUAUAAGGACCAGAGCAGUCACCAGUUUACUAACAUGGAUGGCUGCCAUUCCAACGCGACAUCAACAUCCGAGAUUAACCGAAACUCUCUUGCACAUUCCAUCAACAACAACCGUACCAAUGGCAAGAGCUGGUGUGAGACUAUCCCACUGAAAGUAGCAGGCAACCCUGUGUGAGGGGUUUUCCUUUCCCAAGAGCAAAAACAACCCCCUUAAAGAUUCCCCACCCACCCACAAGGAAAGGGGGGAAAACUUCUUUAUAUCAAGUUGUAUUCUUGAAUCUUGGAAAUAUCUUUAAACUCCAUUUAAAGGAAUGAGGUGCAGUCUGUGUGGUUUGGAAAUACACAGAUGUUUUCUUCAGAAAAGAGCAGCUUAUUUCUGGUUCCAUUGAACAAGUACCGUUAAAACUCUGUCACUCAUUCUGUGUGUGUUCCCUUGAACAAUUUGACAGGCCAAGGUAAUUAAAACAUUGUCCAGGUAAAAAGCUCUUAAAGUUGGAAUGUCAGACAUGGUGAGAGCAGUUCAACAACGUGCAUUUUGACAGCAGCUUCAACAUGGGAAAUGUUCCAAGGUGCUUCACUUCUUUGCCAGAUAGCUCUGGGAGGCCUUGGGAAACUUGUGAAGGAACUGUUCGAGAGGAGCUGGCUCUGAGUGGAGUGACUGCCAGACUCUAACCAGUAAUGUACAAGGUAGAAAUAUAAGUCCCUUUCUAUGUACCUUCCGUGGCUGCCGAGCAUGCCAUUGUGCUUCACAACAGCAUGCUUUAGAACUGUUGUUUGGGAGGCUAACAUGAUUGUUUCUUUUGUCUUUGAAUUAUCUAAAUGGUUCCAGUGAAUAUUUUUGACUCAGGGACUUUGCUAGUCAAAUCCCAAGUUUGAAACAAAGUUCCAUGAAUACACAGGCAAUCCUAGGUACCAAUUGAAUUGGAGCCUUCAUUUAAAGUAGCAUUUUCUCAGACUCUCCUAUAUGUUCUUUGAUGUAUUAAGGAUUAAUUAUGUCAAACCUUUCCAAGAAAACACAAAUAUUAUGGUUAAAGUUAGCUUUGUAUGUUGCUGCCCCUUUCUCUGGGUAAGUGACCUCUUUCAAAUUGUAUCCGUAUCAGGGGAGCGUGUCAGUUUUGGAGGUUUGCACUUAUGCCUGUCUUUAUCUCUGAUAUGGUUAAGAUUUUCCAGUUACCUCCCAGAAUUAUUCCUAUGAGCUGACUGGCAUUGGAAGAUUUCAGAAGUGUGUAUAUAAAAAUCAGACUGCAAAUGGGUAUCAAGCGAUACCUCACCCAGAAUAAGUAAUUGAAUCAUGCUGCCAUGAUAUCUGACUGUCAACUCCUAUUAAUUGAUUACAUAUAUAUUAUCCAACUAAAUUGUUCAUUGUGUUGAAAAAGUAAUGUCACUUGGUACCACCCCCACUACUGUGCAAUGUUCCAAGAAAAGCCUUUACCUGUUAACCAUUUUCUGAUCUUUAAGUUUGCCAAUUCUCAGGAGCUGAUCUUUCUGUGAAUCUAUAUGGAACAAGACUCAGUAAUCCAAGGAAUAACACUGGCAGUGACCCUGCCCUAGUGACCUGAUGAAACAACAGAAUAAGGGCCGGGAUGUAAUUGCUACACUAUGUUGCAUUAAUCAGUGUUAUGCUGUUCUUGUCCUAGAUGUUUCACAUGCUGAAUGAAGAAGCAUUUUAUUGAAUGAUACAAUGCCAUUUUAAUAGAGCUAUCUGAUUAAUCCUUGUCCCUUGCAUUUUUCCUGUAAUUUGAUUUUUUUUCCAAGUAUUUAUCCAAUUCUUUUUGAAGGCUGUUACUGAAACCGCUUCUCUGCCCUUUGAAGCAACACAUUCCAUUUCCCAGUAGUUUACUGUGUAAAAAAUCAGUUUCUCUUGGCACCUCUGGUUCAUCUGUGACUCACUUUAAGUUUGGAUCCUCUGAUCCCUUCUGCCAUUGGAAAGAGUUUCUCCUUGUUUACUCCAGCAAAACUGCUCAUGGUUCUGCACACCUUUAUUUAAUCUCCUUAAUCUCUGUUCUAAGAACAGCUCCAACCUCUCCUCCUAACUGAAGUCCCUUGGCCCAAUGACAGUUCUGGUAAACCUCUCCAAGGCCUUGACCUGUUUCCUGAAGUGCGGUGCCCAGAAUGGAACACAGUAAUCCUGCAAAACGUUUGCAUAACUUUGUUACUAUCGUAGCCCAUGUACAUUUUUAGUAGCUUGCUAAACUUGCCCGACCACUUUCAAAGACUUGUCUACAUUCACAUUAGUCCCUUCUUUCUCAUAUCCUUUAUGAAAUUGUAUAAUUUAGUUCACAUUGCCUCAUGUCAUCAUUCACUAUUACAUUUAGUUUGCUCUGCAUCUGACAAUUUUACAUCUCCUUGAAUUUUGUUACUCUCCAGCUCAUUAAUACUAUCAAAAUAAGUAGUGGUUCUAAUGACAAUUCCUGUGGUACAUUACUGUAUACUUCCCUCCAGUCUGAAAAUCAACUGUUCAACACUACUCCGCUGUCUGUCACCAUUGUACCUAUGCUGUCACUUUAAAUCCCCUGAAUUAUAAACCCGAUAUACCAUAAAUCUACUUUCUACUAGCACUUUAAUCUCUCUCUGUAGUCCCACAGGGAGCUAGAGCUUUGAAUGGCCUUCCUCUCCACCUUAUACACCUAUUGUGUCUGAACAUCUUGAACUGCCACAUAACUGGGCCAGAUCUCUUUUUAACCUGUUGGUUUGCUGUCCUCCAGUUGUAUUUUUGUACUUGAUGUUACCUCAUUCCCCACUGACAGAUGGUCCCACUUUCUUGCUUCACUUAGUUUCCCAGAAGUAGAUCCAGCACUGCAUGUCCUUGUUGGGCUGGGAAUAUGCUGUUCAGGAAAUUUCUGUUUGUAUACUCUCCCUUUUGGCCUUUACAGACCCAUCCAAGAUUAUACAUCCCCCAUUAUUAUUCUUCAGCUGUUGCAUCUUUUUGUAAUUUAUUUGCUGGGCAGGUUUGAGGAAUUGCAUGACCUAUUCCUGCUCCUGAUCUGUAGGUAUGUUCCACUAUCUCCUUCCCCCUAUUUGACUGCCUGCUGGUAACAAAAAGUAGCAUUACUAUUACUCUUUAAUUCUAACCACACGGACUUAGUCUAUACUGCCCUUUUCCAGGGCUAUAAGACACCACUGAGAAAUAAUGUAGGAAACACUCAGGUCAGGCCACAUUAUGGAAAAAGAAACAUAACUAAUGAUUCAGGUUGAAGAUCCUUCUGAGUUCUAAUAAAGUGUCUUCAACCUGAAACAUUAACUGUUUCUCUCUCCACACAUGUUGCCAGACCUGCUGAGUCUUUCCAGCAUCCUCAAUUUCUUUUUAUUUCCCUCCCCAUCCUACAGUGAUCUCUCUUGUGCAUCUUGUAGCCAGAGAUGUUCCUGCUAUAUUUUGGCCAUUAACAACUUCAGCCUGCACCUCACCAAUCUUUUUUACCACACUGUGCAUUUACACAUGUUCAUUCCAAACCUGGGAGUGCUUUACCUUUGUUCCUUGUCUUCCCAUCUCCACUUCUGAACUACUCCCUGCUCUUGUGGAAGCUGCCUAUCCUAAGCUCUCUGAACACACUUCUCCUCUCUGACUUUUCCCCUAGUGUAUAUUCCACUGUCAAAUUAGUUUAACUAACCACCACCCACUGUCCCAAAAUCUCCACUCACAAUGGGGAGCUUCCCCUGAAUAAAUGACAUCCUCAGAACUAAUGGUCUUUUUUUAAAAAAAAUCAAUUGUUGUGAAUGCAUUUUGGCAUUGUCAAUUUUCAACAUGUUGUUUUGCGUGUACUUGUCUGACAAGCUUCUAAUCUGUUGCUGUAUAAACUCACAACAAUAAAAAGAAAAAAAACAUUCACCCAAAAGCAUCACAUUCCUUCUGCCAACUUGUGACCCAGACUUGCUUCUCUUCACAGUUCCAGAAGUGAGACCCAUUUCCAGAGACAACAAA
This is a messenger RNA of Pristis pectinata (smalltooth sawfish), 5415 nucleotides long. RefSeq names its product calcitonin gene-related peptide type 1 receptor-like. Gene Ontology annotation, biological process: adenylate cyclase-activating G protein-coupled receptor signaling pathway; cell surface receptor signaling pathway; angiogenesis. NCBI's taxonomy places the organism in Eukaryota, Metazoa, Chordata, Chondrichthyes, Rhinopristiformes, Pristidae. Gene Ontology annotation, cellular component: plasma membrane. Gene Ontology annotation, molecular function: calcitonin receptor activity; adrenomedullin receptor activity; calcitonin gene-related peptide receptor activity. Bases 277 to 1671 code for a protein of 464 amino acids. The record is from RefSeq and is a predicted model, not a curated record. The transcript is spliced from 14 exons.